This is a messenger RNA of Auanema sp. JU1783, 5589 nucleotides long. The record is from the annotation of a GenBank genome assembly. Lineage: Eukaryota; Metazoa; Nematoda; Chromadorea; Rhabditida; Rhabditidae.
AUGUCGUUUGAUUCCAUAUCUUCUGGAGCCACCGGCUGCUUUCCGCGACGAGCUCAUACCAUCACAGCACCAGAUGAAACACAUAUAUAUGUUGUGAAUGUUUACUUACAUUGCUUCAAUCCGGAGAAUGAAGCUGAUCGUCUAUCCAUCGAACUUCAUAAAAGGUCAACAACUGAAGAGUUAAUUGAGAAAGUCAUUCAAUUGAAAGAUGAAUUCACCGGACAAUCACCUGACGAUUAUGAGUUAUUUGAAAUGAUGGGAACACCUGAUGGCCAGAUGUACAAGGAAAGACGUCUUGACCGAGGAGAAUAUCCAGUAGCUGUUCAGCUCAUAUGGGCUCGACAACCAUCUACAGAUGAAUCUUCACCGAAAAACAGAUUCGUCUUCCGCCACAAAGGCACACGAGCUUCAGCAGGUGGCACGAGGUUUGGGUCAGCCGAAGCUGCUAGUACAAUUGAUGCAUUCCUCGCUAAGUUUCUUACACAACCACAGGAUAGGGAGUAUGCCGAUCUUUGUAUGCUGCCGGAGCUGACGGAGCAAACCUUAUUAGACAACUUGCGUGAUCGUUUCAAUUCCGGUCAUAUAUACACCUAUAUCGGGCCUAUCCUUGUAGCUGUCAACCCAUUCAGCUUCUUCCCCAUAUACAAUCCUAAAUAUGCUCGUCUUUACUGUCAAAGUAGACGAUUGGGUGCUCUUCCUCCCCACAUAUUCGCCAUUGCCGACAUAACCUAUCAUAAUAUGUUGCGAAUCAAAGAAAACCAAUGUGUUGUUAUAAGUGGUGAGAGUGGUUCUGGAAAAACGGAGUCCACUAACCAUCUUAUAUCACAUCUAACAACGUUGAGUCAGAAAGGUAGUAGUGGUUGUACAGCUGACCAGACGUUGUUGAGUGCCGGGCCGGUCUUGGAGGCUUUUGGUAAUGCAGUGACGCUUCAGAAUAAUAACAGUAGUAGAUUCGGAAAAUUCAUCAAAAUUAAUUACCGUGAGAAUGGGAUGGUUUCUGGGGCAAAUGUUGAAAUUUAUUUACUAGAGAAAUCAAGGAUAAUAUCACAAGCCAAAGGUGAAAGGAACUACCACGUCUUUUACUACUUGUUGGAAGGUGCUACCGAGGAACAACGGGCGGCAUUCUACUUGAUGAAGCCUAGCGACUAUCACUACUUGAAUCAAAACGAACCAUUUUCUCCAGAAGGCGUAGAUGAGCGCUAUGAAUUUGAUCGACUUCGACAUUCCAUGAACAGCGUUGGCUUCAACCAAAACACGCAGCACACCAUAUUUGCCAUUAUAUCAGCUGUAUUAUUACUGGGUAACAUAACAUAUAUUAAGAGACAUGGAUAUCACAGUGACGAGAACGCUUACAUAGAAAAUGAAGAGAUCGUCGAUCUGAUUGCCCAACUGCUGAACAUAAAGAAAGACUUGUUGUUACAGGCUCUUACAAUGAAGCGUCAUGUGAUGAAGACCGAAACCGUUGUUACUCGGUACAGCGUAGUUGAGGCCACGAACACUCGGGAUGCCAUGGCUAAAUGUUUGUACAAUGCCUUGUUCCAUUGGAUUGUUUUGCGUAUCAAUCAAGCUUUACUCAAAAAGGAAGCUGGCUCAAAGGGAUAUUACAUAGGUAUUCUUGAUAUUUUUGGAUUCGAAGAUGUCGGCGCGCAAUGGAACUCAUUUGAACAGUUGUGUAUCAACUAUGCUAAUGAGCAUCUCCAAGCGUAUUUCAAUCAACAUAUCUUUCAAUUUGAACAAGAAGAAUAUUUGAAAGAAGGGAUCUCUUGGACAAACAUUGAAUAUACCGAUAACACAGAAUGUGUCCAACUGUUCCAGAGCAAACCAUAUGGACUUCUUCGAUUAAUUGAUGAAGAAAGUAAUAUCAACAAUGGUACAGAUGACUCUAUGCUAGCAAAGCUUAAUCAGUUUCUAAAAACGAACGAGUAUUAUGAGACUCCACAACGCAAAGAGCCAGCCUUCAUCAUAGCUCACUACGCUGGGAAAGUGAAAUACCAAAUAACAGGAUUCAGAGAGAAGAAUAAGGAUUUGAUGCGUGUUGAUGUGUUGAAUACUUUAAAAACAAGUCGAAUAGCUCUGAUGAAAGCACUGUUGGGCUCUGAUCCUGUGGCAACAUACAGAUGGGGUUUCUUACGGACGGUGUUUCGAGCAAUGCAAGCUUUCAAACAAUCUGGGAAGCGUUUGCAACGCAGUGAGUCGGCUGGUCAUUUACGCGUGUUAGAAACGGUUAUUGCUCCUCGGAGAGGCUCUGAUUCUGCUUUAUCUGCUUUCUUGCGUGGAGACCUGCAUAUUGAUUUACCUGAUUUCUGUGAUACAAGCAUGUUCGACACAAUCUUCAAUCAAGCACGGCGUACACCAGCUGGACGUGUUGAGGAUAAGAUGAGUAAUUUGAAAAGCCUACAGAUUCUAAAAGAAACGAUUGGAAAAAAGCCACUCUCCAAAAAGCCAGCUAGUGUUUCAAAACAGUUUGAAUAUUCACUCAGCCGUUUGAUGAACACACUUGGCCAUGCUACUCCUUACUUCAUCCGCUGCAUUAAAAGUAAUAACGAUAAGAUUCCCAACCAUUUCGAUGACAAUAUCAUCUUACGUCAAUUGCGCUACACUGGAAUGCUUGAAACCGUUCGCAUCCGACGUGCUGGUUAUUCUGUUAGAAUUGAAUAUGAUAGUUUUGUACAACAAUACCGUAUCCUCUUAAGGCAUGGUCGUGACAGUACUGUGGAUGAUGUCAAAGAGUUCAUUGGCUCUCAUCCCUUUAUUGAAACGGUCAAUAUUCAAUACGGUGUCAGCAAGGUGUUCAUGCGCGACGCGGAGAAGCUGAUUCUGGACGACCAUCUUCACAGGACCAUCAUGCAACACAUAAGCGCCCUACAGCGAUGGUUCAGAACGUUAAUUGCUCGAAAACGGUACCUGAAGCUGAAACAAGGAAUUGUAAAAAUUCAAGCUUUGGUACGCGGUGCGCUGGCUAGGAAUCAACUGAGGAGAGAAGCUUAUGCUGCCUUAGUGAUUCAGUCUAACUGGAGAAGAUAUCAUGAAGAACAUCGCUACCUUCUUAUCAAGAGAGCUGUGCUAGCUAUACAAGCAGCUUAUCGUGGCUGCGAGGCUAGGAAGCGUCUCAAAGAUAUUCCGAAAUCUGGUCAAUUGACAUUCCGUCCGCAGCGAGUUCAAGCUGUUCAACUGAGCAAGUUCGAUUUGAACGAUCCUGAAUCACUUCUGCCGUUCGUUACUUCUGAUGAUGAUCUAGACAGUGAGCUUUCAUCUGUCGGUGGAUUAGAUGAGGAUUGUACUGAAGGCAGCGUUCUUGGAGAUGCAGAUUAUCGAGAAGUAGACGACGCCAUUGAACUGGAUGCUACCUUCAUUCUUGAAGAUGCACGCUUAAAGCUUGUCAAUGAUGUUCCCGAUCCAUCGUUCCAUAGGCGACAAUCUCUGGCUGCAACUGCUUCAACGACUAAGUUGAAAAUGAUGCGCAGAGCCAACAGCACCGAAAGUAAUCAGCUUCCUAGAUCUGAAGAAAGCUACAAGCAACUACAGCAACUGUCUCAGGAAGUCACCAAGAAGAAGACGGGUAGUCGUUUAGGAUUCACUAAAGCCAAACGUAAUCUUAAAGCGCUGUUUGGUCGCAGAGGCGAUAGUGGUAAUGAUGAGCUCGAAGAACAAGAACCGGGUACCAGCAAUGAAUUGGUUGCGGAUCAACCUAGAAGAGAUCAUCAAUUCAAAAUUUCACGUUUACAUCGACAGGAAGUAUGUGUGUUAUGUAAUAGACAUCUUACUGGUUUUAUAUCUCAAGUUCACAAAUGCUCAAGGUGCAAAAUGUGUUUUCAUAAGGAAUGUUCCUCUUUUGCAAACUCUAUUCCCUGUCAAGUACCCUCACCGAUCUCAUCUCCUACACGAUUACAAUCACCUAAGAGGGCUUGGGAUAUUAUGUAUGGAAAAGGACGACAAUCCACUUCACCUCUGCCAUCUCCUUGGAGAUUCAACCUUCACAACACAAAACAACAAACUGAUCCUGGCAAUAUGAUUGUUGAAUCUACAGAGGAUCUUCGGUUGUUCAGUGUAUUCAUAUUCAAGAAGCAAACAGAACUUGACCACAACUCUGCCAAGCGUGACACAAUCGUUGAUGCUAUUUUCAAAAAAAGUUUGCGUCAAUUUCAUAUGGAACUCAUCGGUCAUGAAGCUGUAUCCAUGGAAGAACAAGCAGUCUUGAAAUAUCGCGAUCUCAUAACAACUUUUGAAGGAUUACUUACUAAAGUAUGUCGAGAAGAGAAAGUAUCUUUUCCAACAACUUUAGGAGUUAAUGCUUUUCGCGGCUUUCUGAACGAAUUCAUGCAACAACAACUCAAGAAGAAAGGUUCAAAACAGAAAACUGGCAUCAUCAAGAUGCAUGCUGGGCAUCGUUUUCGUUCAGAUAUUGUCCAUGUCCCAACGUAUUGUGAAUCGUGCAAUCAAUUCAUGUGGCAUGCAGAAAAGAUUUUGAUUUGCGUCGCCUGUCGAAUAUCUUGUCAUAAAAAAUGUCACUCAAAGCUCACUCAACAAUGUGCUCUCAGUGGACAAAAUCUUCAUAACACUAAAAAUUCGGAGACAAAUGGUCGAUUUUUCGGUGUUUCACUGAAUUCUUUGGUGGACGAUGGAGAAAACAGUAUUCCACCAUUGAUUGAUAAAUUAUUCAUGAACAUUGAAACGAGAGCUUUAUUCGUUGAAGGCAUAUACAGAAAAAGUGGUUCUAUUGCUCAGGUCAGAAGUUCUCGUAGGUCUAUAGAAAUUGCUUCUGAUACCGAAAGCAUAUCCUUUGAUGAUGUUCCAGUUCACGUUUUAUCAACACUUAUCAAAUCAUUCUUCCGUGAAAUGCCCGAACCAUUAAUUACCUUUGAUCUCUAUGAAAAUUUUUUGAAUGUAUCAGAAGUAGAAGAUAGCUUUGAACGAGGUCGUUGUUUAUCAGUUAUGAUUGAUCUACUUCCAAAACAUAAUCGCUCAUUAUUAGAUCGUUUAAUGUUCCAUCUCGCUCGUGUCGCACAUCAGGAAGCUGUCAAUAAAAUGGGUCCUUCAAACUUAGCUCUCAUAUUUGGUCCAUGUAUACUACGCAGGCAGGAAACAGUUCACGCUCAGGAACAAUUGAAUGACGUAUCUCGACAAGCCAUAUGUGUACAGACAUUAAUAGAAGAAAAACUUCGUCAAUAUAAAACAACCCUUAUUAGCAUCGUACAACUAGAAGAUGCUAGCCAAAAGGUUUCGGCUAAUUUGAAACUGAUAGAGGAACAUCGUCAGCAGUCUGAAGAAGAACAGAUCCCAUCGAAUAUCGGAACUGCUAAGCAAUUAUUCGAGGAACAGCUAGACUUCCUCGGAAAACAAAAAGAACGGUUAAUUCAAGAGCUGCCACCAUUAGCUCCGGUAGCUUCUUCAGAAGAUUUAUCAUCAUCAGACGAGCAUUCUGCUGGUAUCACUUCCGAAGAAUAUGCCUUAGAUUUGGACGCUCCACCUGUCUUCGGAGUUUUGGUACAUCUUACGAAGUCUCGACCAAGAUCGCUCAACUCAAGACGAAUUAUUCCAUCUAGUCAAAACCAAACAACCAAACCGGUCAUUUUUUUCACCCCAAAUUGA